UCCACAUAAACCAGACCCUCAGCUCUCUCAGAGUGAACCUGUUCUGCAACCUGUUACCUUUAGAAUUGAUCCACCAAAGACAACAGUAGCUCCUUUAGAGACACGAGGCAUUCCUCUUGUACCUAUGAUUUCACCAAGUCCUAGCCGAGAGGAACUACAGACCACUCUGGAAGAAACAGACCAAUCCACUCGAGAAUUCUUCACAACUAAGAUUACACGAACAACUGACCUGGCAAAAACAACUCAGGCACCAUACAGAUUAUACACUACUCCUGUGAGGCCCAGAACACCUGACAAACCACACAUCAGACCUGUUCUGAAUAGGACAACUACAAGACCUAUUAGACCCAAACCCAGUGGGAUGCCCAACGGGAAUGGAGUAGGAACAGGGGUCAAGCAGACACCCAAGCCGUCAGGUGCUGGUAGAAAUGUGUCAGUGGACUCUACCCACUCCACGAAAAAACCAGCCACAGUCCCAGGCACUCGCCGCCCAACCUUGCCACCUAGACCUAUGCCCCCGCGAAGAAAACCUUUGCCACCAAAUAAUGUCACUGGAAAGCCAGGAAGUGCAGGAAUCAUUUCAUCAGGCCAAGUAACUUCCCCACCCCUGAGGGCAACGCUCAGACCUACGCCACCCCGCUCGGAGAGAACAGAGACAGAGAGAAAGCAACCAACAGCUCCUGCCUCUGGGGAAGAACUUGGUAAUAUAACUGACUUUAGCUCAAGUCCAACAAGAGAAACAGAUCCUCUUGGGAAGCCCAGAUACAAAGGCCCUCACGUGAGAUACAUCCAAAAGCCUGACAACAGGCCCUGCUCCAUCACCGACUCCGUCAGACGGUUCCCCAAAGAGGAGGGCAUGGAGGGGAAUGCCACCAGCCCACCACAGAACCCACCCACCAACCUCACGGUGGUCACCGUGGAAGGGUGCCCCUCCUUUGUCAUCUUGGACUGGGAAAAGCCACUAAAUGACACUGUCACUGAAUAUGAAGUUAUAUCCAGAGAAAAUGGGUCAUUCAGUGGGAAGAACAAGUCUGUCCAAGUUACAAAUCAAACCUUCUCCACAGUAGAAAAUCUGAAACCAAACACAAGCUAUGAAUUCCAGGUGAAACCUAAAAACCCACUCGGUGAAGGCCCAGUCAGCAACACAGUGGGAUUCAGUACUGAAUCAGCGGACCCAAGAGUGAGCGAGCCAGUUUCUGCAGGAAGAGAUGCCAUCUGGACUGAAAGACCCUUUAAUUCAGACUCUUACUCAGAAUGUAAGGGCAAACAAUAUGUCAAAAGGACAUGGUAUAAAAAAUUUGUAGGAGUGCAGCUGUGCAACUCUCUCAGAUACAAGAUUUAUCUGAGUGACUCCCUCACAGGAAAAUUUUAUAACAUAGGCGAUCAGAGGGGCCAUGGAGAAGAUCACUGCCAGUUUGUGGAUUCAUUUUUAGAUGGACGCACGGGACAGCAACUCACUUCUGACCAAUUACCCACCAAAGAAGGCUAUUUCAGAGCCGUUCGCCAGGAACCUGUCCAAUUUGGAGUUAUAGGUGGUCACACCCAAAUCAAUUAUGUACAGUGGUAUGAAUGUGGGACUACAAUUCCUGGAAAAUGGUAGAUGCUGCAAUAUGCUGUUUCAUCGCGGCAAAAAUCAUUGGAAACACUAUGGUAUUUGUCACAUUCACAUAAAGCUAUUUUGUUUACUAUGUAUAAAAGUCUACAAUCUAAUUAAUAGCAACAGUAGAUGUUUAUUAUUAGAAAAGAUUGCUGAGAAUAUUUAUCGGGUUUUACAAAGUCAUUUUCGAGAAGCAAGAUAUUGACAUUAACAGAAUAACAUUUUUUGGGAAGCUGGCUCCCUAUUAUUCAUGGUAUUUUAAGAGAUCAUUUGUAUAUUAUUUAUCACACUGUUGUAAUGAUGUUCUUGAGAUAUUUUAUAACAGAAUUAACAUCAAAAAACUUAUAUUUCUUGAAAAAUAUUUACUUUUAUUGAUGUGUACUCUUCCUAUUGGUGAGUUAAUUCCAUAAAUCUCUACUUAGUUUGUAACUUAUUGGAUCAAAUUAUCUUCAGCAUAUAUAUGUGGGGGGAAAAAGGUCCUAGUAUUCACAUGGUUAUUUAAACUUCCUUUUUUUAGCAAUAGCUGAAAAGCUUUUCUGAGGAGUUUAAGUAGUUACACAUUCAUGCUAAUAUGCAUUUCCUUAAAAUACUUCCUUAAAAAUGAAGUUGAGAAUCUGAUAUAUUGUUUCAAAAGAUAUAUUGUUUUUUCUCUACCCAUCAGUAUAUGUUACAAUGUCUGAAUAUAUUGUCAAACUAUCCCUCUAAGUAAUUAUCUUCACAUUGUUUUCAUGAUUCUAAUCAAGCUGUAUACAGAGACUGAAUGUGAAGUCUGAGCACAAAAAGAUAAUAAUGCAUGAUGAGAUCCCUACCAUUUCACAGGAUAUUUACUAUAUAUUUAUGCAUAAGACCUCUAUGAAUGAAUGUAUCAGAGGAUGUUUUUGUAACUCCGUUUAACUCAAGCUGUAAUGAAAAUCUAACUCAUUUUUAUUAAAGGUAUUGUUUUCCUUCAGCUGUGGAGGGAGAUGGGAAUGCUGCACUGUUGCCCUCAAUCUAAAAGGACCUUUCCCUUUGCUUACCUUUCAAUAUGCUUCAAUUUUAUCAAUGCUACAUUUUGUAUUUUUCCAAAAAACAUAAACUCUGCAAUAAAGAGAUGUAGUUUUUUUUAA
Molecule: messenger RNA, 2703 nt
Organism: Galeopterus variegatus (Sunda flying lemur)
Lineage: Eukaryota; Metazoa; Chordata; Mammalia; Dermoptera; Cynocephalidae
Product: target of Nesh-SH3-like
Exons: 17
Coding region: 125-1600 (491 amino acids)
Biological process (GO): positive regulation of cell-substrate adhesion; extracellular matrix organization
Molecular function (GO): protein binding
Source: RefSeq, a predicted model, not a curated record